UUUUUGUGUUUGUUGCAGGGGAUGUUUUAAUAGUGACACACUCACACUGAUGAAGUGAGAUAAUGAAGUUCCCGCUUGAACUUGAUAUCGAGAUAAAAAGAGACAGCGUUCUGGAUGGUGCUUUGGCUGUGGUGAAUGCUGUGAGGCCAAACUGGGAUCCAGCCCGGAUUCAGCAUAAGGAAUUCACAGCCGGGAUCACCAACAGGCUUUUCGCAUUCUCAUUGGAGAAGAAUGGUGAUACAGUUCUUGUGCGGAUUUAUGGCGACAAGACUGAUGGAUUCAUAGACAGGAAGAAAGAAAAGGAAAACAUGCGAGUCUUUCCCCUUGUGUGUGACCAAAUGGCAAAAAUCCAUUCGAUACCAGUGACAGAUGCUCUGCCGUCCAUUUGGAGAAGCUUGGACAAGAUGUGCAAAAUAUUCCCCUCUAGUCUAACUCCCUGUGACCAAAAUGACCGGUUUUUGGCAGAAUUCCCUGGCAUGUCCGAACUUUUGGUUCGGAUUGAUUUUCUGAAGCGAGAAUUGGAAUCGGCCCCACAAUCUGUUGCCCUGUGUCACAACGAUGCUUUGUUGGAGAACAUCGUGUUGAGCUGCGACCGGAAAUCAGUGACGUUUAUUGACUACGAAUACGCAGGAACUAAUGUUACGGCCUAUGACAUUGCCAAUCACUUCAACGAAUGGGCAGGUGUUGAGGAGGUGGACUAUUCAUUGUACCCAUCAAGAGAAGAACAAACGGAGUGGAUUCGCAGGUACCUCAUGAGUACCAAGAAGUACCAAGGUGUCAAGUGUCUCACUGUCUCAGACGCUGAAGUCGACGACAUGAUAUCAUGGGUCAACAAGUUUUCUGCGGCUUCACAUCUAUUCUGGGCUGUGUGGGCAAUUAUCCAGGCUUCCAGUAGUGAUAUUGAUUUCGACUUCCUCGGGUAUGCCAUCACGCGCUACAACGAAUACAAGAAGCAGCUUGAGAAGAACUUCAGAAACGUGAUGUAUAUAGUGAAACGUCUGUUCGCGAAAUUGGCAGCUGAUAGUAAGCAGAAACGUGUUCAAGUAUUUGAGUUACCCAAGGAGUUGUUGACCAAGGCCAAGAAGCUGACCAAAAAAGACUAUGUAGUGAAUGCUGAUGGAUUUGUGGAAUGCCACACAGAUGGGGCUUGUUCCUUGAACGGCAAACUGGGAGCUUCUGGAGGCAUAGGGGUGUGGUUUGGUCCUCUUCAUCCCUUGAAUGUGUCAAUACCACUUACAAAAGGGCGACAGACAAGUAAUAGGGCUGAAAUUAUGGCUGUGGUCCAUGCUGUGGAAAUUGUGAAAGCAUCAGGUUGUGACAAACUGGAAGUAAAGAUUGAUUCUCAUUUCACCAUUAAUUGCGUGGAGAAAUGGAUACAAAAGUGGAAGUUGAAUGGUUGGAAGACAACCAGUGGGGAAAAUGUGAAAAACAGAGAGGAGCUGGAGCUGUUGGACUCUGUUUCUACCAUCCCUGUCAGAUAUGUAUAUGUUCCUGGACACAAGGGAAACGUUGGAAAUAUGGAGGCUGAUAAGUUUGCCAAGAGUGGAGCCAAAUAUCCUGUGCAAGAAGUUAAAGUUUGAAAGUGCAGCAAAUCAUUUUUUUUUAAUGGAGAAUUAGAGAAGCUUCCACUGGAAUGACAACAUUUAAGGAAAUUCCUGGGAGACAAUUCUGGAGCUAUUUUGUAUAGGAAGUGCUUGCGGAACUGUAUCGAUUAUUGUCGGUGGAUAUGUUCAGCGUUUAUUCGAAUGUUUAAUUUAUUCCAGGAAUUCCCCUGGAAGAAGUGGUGGAAGACUGUUGGCGUUAUUUUGGAGGAACACAGGGGAAUUUUGAAGAGCGAAGAUUAAGUCCACUCUGAGUGAUCGCUUGGAAUUCUGCAGGACGUCAUUGAUUAAUUGAUUUAUGAGCUCAUGCGACGAGAAGCCAUGGAAAAGCUGCAUUUCCUCGGAGACUGGAGAAUUAACCUGGUCUGUCAGUCAAUUCUGGCAUCUACCUUUCGUGGGAUUUAUGACUUCCACGUCGAGCAGGAUCAGUGCCUCAAUUUCACGUCUGCACUCGACAGUGAGAACGAUUGUGUUCGUGUGGUAUUUCUGUUCCUCAAUGUCACAAUUUCUACGUGUGUUAGUCAUGGGAAUAAAUUGAAACGAAAAAUUUUUAAA
This is a messenger RNA of Notodromas monacha, 2156 nucleotides long. The record is from the annotation of a GenBank genome assembly. NCBI's taxonomy places the organism in Eukaryota, Metazoa, Arthropoda, Ostracoda, Podocopida, Cyprididae.